GUAUUACUGAUUCUUGCCUCAGCACAUUUCGCCCCUCAUGCAUAUAGAUUAUGCAAAGCUGAAUAAAAAGCGCGCAUCUGAAGCAGCCGCCACCACUUCCGGCAUGGUCAAUACUAUCACCCCCGGCAAUCCCAUGGCAGCCUAGCACAAAUGCUGGUGCUGUUUCGGGGCCACCCAUGUCCCACUACUCGCACAGCGGCCAUUCGCCGACUUCGAUAAUGCCACCACACCCGCAGCAUCACCAGCAGCAUCACCAGCAACAUCACCAACAGCAUCACCAGCAACAUCACCAGCAGCAACCACCGCCGCCUCCAUCCGGCCCCAGUUCCUACCAACAAGGGUACUCCGCUCCGCCCCCGCCACCCAUGCAUAGCGGUCAUCUUGGACACCACCCCCAGCAGGGAUCCUGGCAGCAACACCAGCCGCCGCCGCCGCACUACGUCCAACCGCCGCCGCCUCAGCACCACCAGGCUCCACACCGCCCGCAGAAUUACUACCAGCAGGGAUACCAGCAAGGGUACCAGCAGGGGUAUCCACCUGCAGCCACAGCAGCACUACCCACACCCACCCCCGCCUCCGUCGCAACACCAGCAGCAGCCCCAGUAUACACAGCACCCGCAGUAUCCGCAGCACGGAGUACCGUGAGCCGUACCCUCAGCAGCAACAGUGCUACCACCACAACCAGCCGUCGGAGAGUGCCCAGCACAUGCCACCCGCUCCCACGCAGUCAUCAGACACUGGACCGAACAAAACAUCCAUCUCUCGGAUGCUGAGCUAGUGGCAUUGCUGCUUCCAUAGCGGUUUUCAACUGUAGAAUUUGAGCAAAAAAAUUAUAGCGCGACCUAAGAAAUUGUGUCCAGCAGCGCUUUUUAGUGUCUUGUCAUCGACACACUGGUGAUGUAAGGCGUAUUGCAUGGUAACAGGUUAUCCA
Messenger RNA from Linderina pennispora, 931 nucleotides. RefSeq lists its product as uncharacterized. NCBI's taxonomy places the organism in Eukaryota, Fungi, Kickxellomycota, Kickxellomycetes, Kickxellales, Kickxellaceae. The record is from RefSeq and is a predicted model, not a curated record. The coding region runs from base 177 to 773 and encodes 198 amino acids. The transcript has a single exon.